This is a messenger RNA of Plasmodium gaboni, 602 nucleotides long. RefSeq names its product exported protein (PHISTa-like). The annotation marks the transcript as partial. The record is from RefSeq and is a predicted model, not a curated record. Lineage: Eukaryota; Apicomplexa; Aconoidasida; Haemosporida; Plasmodiidae. The transcript has a single exon.
CAAGAAAUUUAUCUGAAAUUGAAAAUGAAAAUAAUAAUAAUAUGCAAAGAAAAAAUAAAAUGAAUCAUUCGGAUAAAACAAAUGAAAGUUCCAAAAAUUCAUAUAAUAAUGAAACAGUUACAUUAGAAAAUAAACCUUACAAUGAUAUAUCAAAGAAUUUAACAGAAAAGGAAUUAUAUGAUGUAUUAAAUUCAUUAAAAGAAUGUCCACCCAACGAAGAUCUUAUAAAUAUAUGGUCUCACACAGUUGGUGUUGGAAACGAAGGUUUUGAAAAUAUAAACAAAUCUUUAAAGGGAUUUAUGGAAAAACAUUUAGAUAAUGAUGUUUAUAAGAAUUCUGUUAGUAGUAGUGUACGAAAAUAUAUAUAUAAAUGGAUAUGGGAAAGAAUUAUUCGCAGGUUUUAUAGAACAGUAGCAACUGAAGAGGUAGAAUACACUAAAAAUUUUUAUAGUUUAAUUAAAGGUGAUCAUACACUUGAUGAUAUAUUAAAAUUUAUUUACUCAUUCUUACAAUAUUUUCAAAUAUUAAAAAAAGAAUUACAUGAAAAAACUCAAACGGAACUAUUACAUAAAAUGGCUAUAUUAUUGAAUGAAAAUCAUUAG